Molecule: messenger RNA, 7965 nt
Organism: Aspergillus mulundensis
Lineage: Eukaryota; Fungi; Ascomycota; Eurotiomycetes; Eurotiales; Aspergillaceae
Product: Fum1p-like protein
Exons: 13
Coding region: 1-7965 (2654 amino acids)
Biological process (GO): secondary metabolite biosynthetic process; fatty acid biosynthetic process
Molecular function (GO): oxidoreductase activity; fatty acid synthase activity; 3-oxoacyl-[acyl-carrier-protein] synthase activity
Source: RefSeq, a predicted model, not a curated record
AUGGUCACACUCAACGCAAUCCAAUCUCCUCGAGACGGAUCCCAGGAAGAGGGACAUAACGGCGAGCCAGUCCUCCACCAGCGCAUUCCAGAGGACGAAAGCCCUGAACACGAGCGCAAUAUAAGCAGCGGUGGUAACUUCUCUGGAAACGACCAAGCACCAGCACUCCCCUCUUCCCCGUCCACUCCAGCAUGCCCCCCAAUCGCCAUAGUAGGCAUGGCCGUCCGACUCCCGGGCGGCGUCAAAUCCCCCUCGCAGCUCUGGGACUUCCUAAUCAACAAGCGCAACGGCGUCUGCGAGGUCCCAGGAACCCGCUACAACAUCGACUCCUUCUACAGCCCGAGCAUGUCCCGCUGCGUGAAGACCCGCGCUGGGUACUACCUGCACGAGGACCCCGCGUAUUUCGACGCGGAUUUCUUCAACAUCAACGCGCACGAGGCAGGCCGGAUGGACCCGCAGCAGCGGCAGCUGCACGAGGUCGUCUGGGAGUGUCUUGAGAGCUCGGGGGAGACAGAUUGGCGCGGGAAGAGGAUAGGUUGCUACGUUGGGGUUUAUGGCGAGGACUGGCUGGAUCUGGCGAGUAAGGAUCCGCUGCAUACGGAUCGGUAUCAUAUUUUGGGGACGGGGCAGUUUGCGCUGGCGAAUCGGUUGUCGUAUGAGUUUGAUUUGCAGGGGCCUAGUAUGACGCUGCAAACUGGGUGUUCGGCGUCGUUGGUCGGACUUCACGAGGCGUGUCAGGCGCUGUAUUCGGGAGACUGCUGCUCGGCGAUUGUGGCGGGGACGAAUCUGAUGUUUGCGCCGACGAUGACGGCGACCAUGUCUGAUAACACCGUCAUGUCGCCGACUGGGACGUGUCGCACGUUCGACGAGGCAGCGGACGGGUAUGGUCGUGGUGAAGGUGUCAAUGCGCUGUACGUGAAGAGGCUGGAAGACGCAAUUCGAGACAACGACCCCAUCCGCGCAGUAAUCCGAGCGACGUCGACAAACUGCGAUGGGCAUACACCGAGUAUCACAACGCCUGGAUCUCAUUCUCAAGAAGCACUCGUUCGAUGGGCUUACGAGAAAGCCGGUAUCCCGGAUAUCACGCAAACUGGGUUUUUUGAAUGCCAUGGGACGGGGACAGUCGCCGGCGACACAGCGGAAGCGUCGGUCGUCGCGAAGCUUUUCGAAGGCAAGGGGAUCAUCAUGGGAGCGGUAAAACCAAAUGUCGGCCACGGCGAAGGCGCAUCAGGAAUCAGCAGCGUGAUCAAAGGCGUUCUCGCCCUUGAACACAACACCAUCCCGCCAAAUGUGUUCUUCAAGACGCCGAAUCCCAGGAUCCCGUUUGAGGAAGGGAAGCUCCAUGUCCCGGUUGAGGUCAUGCCUUGGCCAGAAGACCGGCAUCAGCGCGUGAGCGUCAACUGCUUUGGUGUUGGGGGCGCGAACGCCCACGCUAUUCUGGACUCGGUGUCUUCGUUUUGCGGUGACAGUGUGCGGCCUAUUUCCCAACAAUGCGAGACUGCACGUCUUCUGGUCGUCUCUGCAAGGAGCGCCGAGGCCUUGAAGCAGCGUAUACAAGCGGUGACAGACUAUGCGAAUAGCGACUUGUCCAAGCUCCAGGAUCUCGCGCAUACACUGGGUGUCAGGCGCGAGCAUCUCUCGCACCGCGCGUUCAUAGUCGCCAAGCCAAAUGAGCCGUUGGACGAGGCCGGUUUCCAGACCGGUCGCGAUAAGGCUCCUGAGGUGACGUUUGUCUUUACCGGGCAGGGUGCUCAGUGGGCAGGCAUGGGGAGGGACCUGAUGGAAGCUUUCCCGUCCGCACGAACAGAUAUCCAGAGUCUUGAUAAGGCUCUGAAAAGUCUUCCAGAUGGCCCGUCAUGGUCAAUCGAAGAUGAGAUAUCACAUUCUGCAAAGAGCAGAGUAAACGAAGCGGAACUCUCCCAGCCACUCUGCACGGCUCUCCAGAUUGCCCUCGUCAACAUCCUCUCCGCAUGGGGAAUCCCGCCUUCAUCCGUGGUCGGUCAUUCGAGCGGCGAGAUUGCAGCUGCGUACGCGGCGGGCGCUAUCACCGCAAAAGCCGCCAUCAUUAUUGCCUACUAUCGAGGAAAAUUGGCGAAGCAAGUUGAAGGGAAAGGCGCCAUGGCGGCUGUAGGUCUGUCCAGAGAGCAGGUCACGCCGUAUCUCGGCGAUGGUAUAGUCAUUGCGUGCGAGAAUAGUCCUCAGAGUGUGACACUGUCCGGGGAUAGUGCUGUAGUUGAUGAAGCAGUCGAUGCGAUUACAAAAGAUCAUCCAGAUAUCCUCUGCAGACGACUGCGAGUAUCGACAGCCUACCACUCCAGCCACAUGAGCGAGAUAGGAGCGCAGUACGAGGCAUGUGUCCAGGAGCACAUCGAGCACAAUGAAAAGGACACGAUGCUGCCGCUAUAUUCCAGCGUCACGACCAACGCCAUCACAGAGCCAUCGGAGCUAGAUGCCGCAUACUGGCGCCGGAAUCUCGAGUCGCCCGUUCUGUUCUCGCCCGCCAUUCGCGAGGUCCUCAAGACAUCAAAGAACCGAGCUUUCAUCGAAAUCGGGCCUCAUUCUGCACUAUCGGGGCCCCUGCAGCAGAUCUUCCGUGCCGUGGAAACCAAGUCAGAGCUCUUGUACAUCCCGACUUUGACCAGAAACGACCCCGACAGCCGCACGCAGCUGCUAGUCACCGCAGGACUCGUACACGCCAGCGGGAUCCCAGUCAGUUUCGACGCAAUCAACGGCCCCGGCAACACGAUCGCAAACCUCCCCCCAUACCCCUGGCAGCACAACACGCGCUACUGGCACGACAGCCGCCUAACACGCGAAUGGCGCUUCAGAUCCCAUCUCCACCACGAGCUCCUGGGCGCACGCAGCAUCGAGUCCUCCGCUCUCGAGCCCGCAUGGCGGAAUCUCCUCCGCCUCGAAGACGUCCCCUGGAUCGCCGAGCACGCACUGCAGGGGAACGUCAUCUUCCCCGCAGCCGGGUAUAUCAGCAUGGCCGGGGAGGCAGCGCUGCAGCUAAACGCCGACGCAACGGACUACAGCAUCAGGAACAUGCUGAUCAAGAACCCGCUGCUGAUGAAAGAGUCUGCGGAAUACGAGCUCAUCACGACGCUGAAGCCCGUCAAGAUCACAGACCUGCUUGAGUCGGAGUGGUUUGCGUUUACGAUUGUCUCGUUUGAUGGCGCGGUCUGGACGAAGCAUUGCCAUGGGCAGGUGCGCGCGGGGUCUGAUCGUCGGCCUACGGGGCGGGAGAUCAAGAAGCACGCUCGAGUCUUGGAUGUUGAGGCUUGCUACCGUUAUGUCGAGAGAUUGGGUUUUGCAUAUGGUCCUCUGUUCCGGCGCUUCACGUCCCUCUCUGCAGAUCCAAAUGACCGACGAGCGUCGGCGACUCUGGUUGACUUGCCGCAACCGAAACCAAGCGAUGGGUGUCGGUAUCCGCUUCAUCCCGCCAUAAUGGAUCAUCUACUGCAGGCCUUUCCCAUGGCUAUAGCGCAGGGUCUAUCGCGGCGCUUUCAGAUUAUCGUCCCCGCCGCAAUCGGGCACAUCUAUGUAAGGCGGCCCGAUGUCCCAGAGGCGGAAUUGUCGCUGGAGGCGUUGAUGGCUGAGACUGGGUUUGGGACGCUGACGGGCCAGGGGGUCAUGAUGGUAAAAGAUAGUGACGGCGAUGCUAUCCCAGUGUUGUCGAUGAUAGACGUCGCGGGAUUUCCUGCGUCUGGCGAUGGCGAGACGGCGUCUAUCCCGCUUGGCUCGCAGAUUCGGUGGGCGCCGGAUAUAGACUUCUUGGAGCCUCAGACGCUGCUUCCUCGAUCUGAGCUGGAGGAAGACUACGCGCGGGUGAUGCAGACGUAUCGGGAGUUGGGUGUAUUGUAUAUCCUCGAAACAGCGGCGAAGCUGAAGAGUGUCACCUCUGAACCAGAGCUGCCUCAGAUGAAGAAGUGGAAGGAGUGGGUUUCUUCCGCUGCAGCAAGGCUCGUUCAGCAGACAGGGGCAAGGGCAGACGGAUUAGAUACCCAAGCACAGAAAUGGGCCGGUAUGGACUCUGAAGAGCGCCAGGGCAUGAUUAAAUCUCUGCUCUCGCAGCACCAAUCCCAAACAGACACCAACAGAGACGCAGACAUACUCCCAGCCCCGCUAGAAUGCCUCCGGUACAUAUACGACAACUGUGAAGAUCUCUUAUCUGCAGAAACCCUCCCCAACGAAGCUCGAAACCAUAUCAACCAGUAUUGCACAUUCCUGUACUCCCCGCACGAGCACGGCUGGGGCCAUUUCCUCUCCCACAUAGGCCACUCGAACCCAGCGAUGCGCAUUAUUGAGAUUGGAGGUGGAACUGGGAGCGUCACGGGUGCUAUCUUGAAACACUUAAGGUCCCCGGAGGGUGUUCGGCUGUACGCGUCGUAUACCUUCACCGAUGCGUCUGGUGAGAAUAUCGAAGCUGCGAAGAAGGCUUUCGCUGAGGAGGAUGUCGAGUUCAAGCAGCUCGAUCUCACGAGAGAUGUGGCAGAGCAGGGGUUGGAGAAGGGAAGCUUUGAUUUGGCUGUUGCGUCUAAUAUUCCCAGAGAUGAAGGCGAGGAGCUGGAGACCUCACUCAAGAACAUUCGUGAGCUGCUGGCGCCGCGCGGAAGAUUGCUGCUUCAAGAGUCGAGUCGAGCGCAUCCCUCUGCUGAUUUUGUUAUGGGCCUUCUGCCAGGCUGGAGGGUGGCCAGUGGUCCCGUAGAGGGCUUUGAAUCUCCUAUGUCCAAUGAACUCGAGCAGCAACUCGAUGGACUCGGCCGGGGACUUGAUCGGGGACUUGAUCAAGGAUUUGACCAGGGACUCGACCAGGGACUUGGUCAUGGACUUGAUCAGGGACUCGACCAGGGACUUGACCAGGGACUUGGUCAUGGACUUGAUCAGGGACUCGACCAGGGACUCGACCAGCGACUCGACCAGGGACUCGACCAGGGACUUGACCAGGGACUCGACCAGGGACUCGACCAGGGACUUGGUCAUGGACUCGAUCAGGGACUUGACCAGCGACUUGACCAGCGACUCGACCAGGGACUUGACCAGGGACUCGAUCAGGGCUUCAAGGGCCUCGACAACGCCCUCCGCGCAGCUGGAUUCUCCGGUAUCUCAGCCAUAAGCAAGCACAACGCAACGCUCAGCCUUAUUUCUCGCAUCGACCCUGAAUUGCCCUCAAAGAAACCCAUCGCACUAUUGACAGAAACCAUCGUCACUUCACCCUGGGUCGAAAGCCUGAAAACCGUCCUAGAAGAGCAAGGACACGAAGUAUGCCUGUGCAAUCCGCAGACUGGUCUCCCCACUCCAGGCGAUGGAGAAAGCGACAAUGACAAAAACAAGUCCUUGAUCAUCUCCCUUCUCGAUCUAAACGGCCCAUACCUGCACGACCUAUCCAAAGACAGAUUCAAAGCUCUGCAGAAUCUCCUCACAGACCUCAACCAUCCCAUCCUAUGGGUAACAAAGACAUCGCAGUUCCGGUGCUCAGACCCACGGUACAGUCUGAUCUUCGGGUUCGCGCGAACAAUGCGGCACGAGAAGGAGGCGGAUUUCAGCACAUUCGAGACGGACGUUUUCGACGCCGCUGCAGCCAAGUCCGUCGCUUCCGUGGCGGAGAAGCUCCUAUGGUCCCGGGCAAUUAAAGACGUCGACCCCGAGUAUGAGUUCGCGUUGGAUCAGGGGAUCAUCCACAUCGGACGAUGCCACUGGGUCUCUCCGGCAGAUCAUAUGAGUGAGGCCUCGAGCGACCUUCCGCGGCGACUGGAUAUCGAGUCCCUGGGGUCCAUCGACACGCUCCGCUGGAUGCCGUUCCAGGACCCGCCGUUGCAGGAAGGGGAAGUCGAGAUCGAUAUGCAGUAUAUCGGGUUGAAUUUCCGAGACAUCCUCGUAUCCCUCGGCCUCUUCGGCGAGCCCAACGAGUUCGGCCUCGAAGGCAGCGGCGUCAUCCGCAGGGUCGCGCCAGGUGCAGUCCGGAAUCUGAAGGUAGGAGAUCGAGUGGCGCUUCUAACGACAGGGACGUUCCGGACUCGGUUCGUGGUGCACUCGCGGUACUGCCUUCGGAUCCCGGAUCACGUCUCGCUGCAGGAUGCGGCGACGAUGCCGUCGGUUUAUAUCACCGCUGCGUUUUGUCUGGGGCAUCUUGGCAGGUUGCAGAAGGGUGAGUCCGUGCUCAUCCACUCGGCCUGCGGGGGCGUUGGUCUUGCGGCGAUUCGUGUUUCUGAGUAUAUCGGCGCCAAGAUCUAUGCAACCGUCGGCAGCGAGGAGAAGGUGCAAUACCUCGUCGACCGCUUCGGUAUCCCGCGCGAGCGCAUCUUCAACUCAAGGAGCACAGACUUUCUUCAUGACGUGAUGCGCGAGACGAACGGCCGCGGCGUGGACGUCGUGCUGAAUUCCCUGACCGGCGCUCUCCUGCAUGCGUCCUGGGACUGUCUCGCCUCCUUCGGACGGAUGAUUGAGCUUGGGAAGCGCGACUUUCUGAGUGGUGGGCAGCUGAAUAUGGGGCCGUUCAUCAGGAACAGGUCGUAUAUGGGCUUUGACCUGACUCAGUUUGGCAAGGAGGCAUUUCAUAUCUAUGAGACGAUGCACUCGCAGUUUGAGACGCUCAGCGAACAGAAUGAACUCGUCCCAAUCCGUCCAAUAAAAGUGUAUGAGGCUGCGGAGGUCGUCGAUGCCUUCCGGUACAUGCAGCAGGGUAUUCAUAUGGGUAAGAUUUUGGUCAAGAUGCCUGAUGAGCCCAGCAGUCUUUCGGUUUCGCCCGGUCAGUCGCCGUUCUCUUUCCGGCCGGACGCUUCAUACCUGCUUGUCGGAGGUUUGGGCGGGCUCGGUCGUGCGGUGUCGACGUGGAUGGUGGAGCGAGGAGCUCGGUGUUUGGUGUACAUGUCGCGAUCUGCCGGCGUCUCGGAGAAAGAACAGGCCUUUGUCCAUGAGCUUGAGGAGCAAGGUUGCGAGGUGAUCUGUGUCCCUGGCGACGUGACAGUCGCUGCAGACGUAGAAGGCGCCAUAGCAAAGUGUCCCCGACCUCUUGCCGGCGUAGCGCAGAUGGCAGGCCUCCUCCAGGACGCGCUCAUCGACAAAAUGACAUACACCGAAUGGAGCACCUGCGUCGGCCCCAAAGUCCGCGGAACAUGGAACCUGCACGACGCGACCGUUUCCAGCGGCGCCAACCUCGACUUCUUCCUCGUCGUCAGCUCCGUCUCCGGCAUCUGCGGCAACCCAGGACAAUCGAACUACGCCGCAGCCAACACCUUCCUCGACUCGUUCACGCAGUACCGACGACAUCUCGGGCUGCCGGCAGCAGUGCUCUCCCUCGGCGCCAUCGAAGAAGUCGGCAUGAUGGCCGCGAACCCAGAAGCGAUGCAGCGCGCCCAAGCAUCAUCCGUCUGCUUCCCAAGCGAGCAGCAGCUAAUCGAGGGCCUGAAGCUCGCAUUAUCGCAGUGCGCGACUCCUCCAUCAGAAUCAAAACCCCUAAUGUCAAGCUCCUGCAUAAUCGGCCUCUCAAACACAAAGCCGCUCUCGGCCCCCUCCGUCCGCGCAUACUGGGUCCGCGACGCCCGAUUCGCCAUGUACACGAACCUCGAAUCCAAAAGCACCGAGCCAGCCGGUCAAGGCACAAGCAACGAACUCCGCCUGCUUCUGCGACGCGUCGAGACGAACCCCAGCCUGCUCGACGACCCCGAAAGUGAAGCCAUCGUGCGCCGCGAGAUCGGGGCGCAGGUGACGCAGCGGAUGCCGCGGGCGGAGAACAUGGACGAGGAGGAGAUUGCGGGGAUCGCGAUUGACUCGCUGAUGGCGAUUGAGAUUCGGGGGUGGGCGAGGCGGAAUCUGGGGCUGGAGAUUACGCUGGUGCAGAUUGCGAAGGCGAAGACUGUGGGGGGGUUGACGAGGGCGGCGGUGGAUCAUUUGAAGGUUAAGUAUGGGAUGAAGGAGGGAGAGGAGGUUGGGGAGGGGGAUGGGGAUGGGGAUGGGAGCACUUGA